This is a messenger RNA of Microthlaspi erraticum, 1107 nucleotides long. Lineage: Eukaryota; Viridiplantae; Streptophyta; Magnoliopsida; Brassicales; Brassicaceae. The record is from the annotation of a GenBank genome assembly.
AUGAAGAACGGACAGAGCACACAGGAGUUGCAGCCAUCUACACAAGUUUCACAUGAGUCCAAAGGUGAGCUGAAAAUUAAGCAACAAAUAGAAGCUCCUAUACAAGAUUCUGGUUCUGUCUCUGCCUCAAGUAAUGACGGCAGGAAAGUUUCAAGGCAAGAUAUUGAACUUGUCCAGAAUUUGAUAGAAAGAUGUCUUCAGUUGUACAUGAACAGAGAUGAGGUCGUGAAGACCCUCUUGACCCGUGCAAGGAUAGACCCUGGAUUCACAACUCUAGUAUGGCAGAAACUGGAAGAAGAAAACGCAGAGUUUUUCAGAGCAUAUUACAUCAGACUGAAACUGAAGAAGCAGAUAAUUGUAUUCAAUCAUUUGCUUGAGCACCAGUACCAUCUCAUGAAGUAUCCUGUUCAUCCUAAAGUUCCUCUUGUCCCGUUGCAGAACGGAAUUCAUCCCAUGCCACCUGGUAACAACAUGCCCAUGGGAUACCCAGUACUACAGCAUCCACACAUGCAUGCUCCAGGUCAUCAUCCCCAUCUUGAUCCAAUGGGUUGUGGAAUGUCAAGCUGCCACGUGGUCAAUGGAGUCCCUGCACCUGGGAAUUACCACCAACCAAUGAGGAUGAGCUCAGGGAAUGAUGUGGGAAUAGAUCCAACCGCGGCUGAUCCAGCUCCAAUGGUUCCACCAACCAAUGGUAUGUCGGAGAUGCCAGUGAGUCCAACUUCCGUGGCGUCGAGCGGACACUUCCCGUUUGCUGCUUCAGACAUGUCAGGCAUGGGGAUGGACACGUCAGCUCUUGAUUCUGCUUUCACUUCUGAUGUGGCUACUUCGGUGGGGUUACAACUUGGACCAGAUGGAGGAGCUGGAAGUUCAAGAGACUCUCUCAGGCCUUUUGAUCAGAUUCCGUGGAACUUUAGCCUCUCUGAUCUCACUGCAGAUUUGUCAAAUCUGGGAGAUUUAGGGGCCUUAGGAAACUAUCCAGGCUCUCCAUUUCUUCCAUCUGAUUCAGACAUUUUACUCGAUUCACCUGAACAAGAGGACAUAGAGGAAUUCUUCGUGGAUUCGGUCCCAGGGCCUCCAUGUUCUCAGUCAGACGAAGAGAAGCCUUAA